This is a messenger RNA of Gossypium raimondii (Peruvian cotton), 2596 nucleotides long. Its product is annotated as myosin-binding protein 2. The record is from RefSeq and is a predicted model, not a curated record. The coding region runs from base 1 to 1797 and encodes 598 amino acids. Lineage: Eukaryota; Viridiplantae; Streptophyta; Magnoliopsida; Malvales; Malvaceae. The transcript is spliced from 4 exons.
AUGGUUUCCCCUACACUUACUUGGUGGACCUUAAUUGGUCUUAUAAGAGCCUUUGUCGGCCUUGCUCUAGCUUUUGUCCUUCUAUGUGGAUCAACCUUGGGGUUUUUCGCUUGGAAACUUUAUCAUGUUUUUGGACUUUACUUGCCUUGUCCUUGUUCUGGGUUUCUUGGGUACCAAAAUAGCAACCUCUGCUGGCAUAACCUUCUCAUUCAAUUCCCAGUAUCAAACAUUCAUUCUGCUCUUAAACUGCCUUUCAAUAGGUUCCCUUUUAACUUACUUUGGUUCAACGAUCAAGACUGGGAUUUGGAUGCCAAGUCCAUUGAAUUGCUGGGUGAAGCAUGUCCUACUUCACCUUCAGGUUUAAGAUUGCAAACUAUAGUGAAUAAAAAAAAGAGUAGUUCUGAUGCCAAGGGGAAGAAAAGUAUAUAUCUGAAGCAUAAAUCUAAAGUUCAACGAGGUAGGAUAGCUGCUUUUGGCUAUCGAAAGUCUGCUAAUUUCUCAGUUGCAGAUGCUUCAUCUGUUGAUGGAGGUGAAACAAUGAUUGAAAAUUGGGGUCUAGUUAGUGGAAUAGAAGAUUGUUUUCCUGAUGAUAAAAACACUCAAUCUGGCAAUGAUUUGAGUGAGGCAACCUGGCAUGGUUUUGAACUGAGCAGUGUAGAGGGAAAAGGUAACACUAAUGAAAAAUUUGAGGUUACCGGAGAUGAGGCAAAUCGGUUCAAAAUAUUGGAACAAGCUAUAAAAGAAGAAAAAGCUGCAUGUGCUGCUUUACAUUUGGAGUUGGAGAAAGAAAGGGCUGCUUCUGCUUCUGCUGCUGAUGAAGCUAUGGCAAUGAUUUUGCGUCUACAAGAGGAUAAGGCAUCGAUAGAAAUGGAAGCAACGCAGUAUCAAAGGAUGAUAGAAGAAAAAAUUGCUUAUGAUGAAGAAGAGAUGAACCUUCUAAAAGAGAUCCUUGUCGGGAGGGAGAAGGAGAAUCACCUUUUGGAGAAAGAAGUUGAAGCUUACAGGCAGAUGGAUACACGUAGAGAUGAGCCAGAGGAGUGUGAUUUUUUUCGACACGAUGCAAAUAAAGGGGGACAAAUUCCUUCAGUUUCACUUGGAUUAGGUGAAGAUCCGUUGCUGAUGGGAAACAGUGGAUCCACCAGGAAGAAUGAAGUGGGAAAAGGUUCUAGUUGGCCUUCGGAAUUUGACACUCCAUCAUCUGAGAAAUUAAGUCAUACUGUGGUUGUUAAUUUAACUGGGAAAGGAAAGGGACAAGAUGAUGAUGAUACCAUAGUAUGUCAAGCAAUAACAAGAAAAACUUCCCCAAGUUUUGGUGGCACUUCUUUAAGUGUAGAUGAGCUUGAGAGAAAUUCGGACUUUGGUGAGCCACUAGGCAGAAAUCUACACAAUUCCACAUUUGAUAUGGAACCAACUGUUUAUGAUGUCCAUGUUAUUGAUGAUAACAAAGAAAGUCCUAAGGAGGAGAAUAGUAAAAAAAGUAAACUGCCAAUUGGUUCUGCAUCAGACCACAAAACCUUUCUAUAUGACUUAGAGAGGAGUUCUGCAGUCAGUAACGAAAGGCUGGAGAUUGAUGCUGAAAUUGAACACCUUACAGAGAGGCUACAAAUAGUUGGAGGAGAAAAAGAGAAGCUGACUUCCUUUGCAGAUCAGAGGGAAAGGAUAGAUAUCCUAUUGAAACUCAUCAAGGAGCAGGUGAAGCAGCUUCGAGAAUUUCAGCGGCUAAAGGAGCCUGUUCAACUGACUUCUUUACCUCCUUUAUCUCCAUCCUCUAAGGUCGUUAGAACCGGGUUUAAUUAGCAUUCAAUCUUCUGCAGAAAAUGAGAACAACUCUCAGCUCCACUAAAAGACGCAGCUGAAAUGCAUCGGUUGAAAUCGAUGAUAGUGCCUAAGCCAGGUACAGUUGUUAUCACAACUCGGAAAAAUCAUCCCAAUUGCUCCAAGGUUCGCCACCAGUCCCUUUCGAGUUAGUUCGUAAGUUGUCGGUAAAAUCCGUAAAACAUAGAAGUUAGCGUGUGGAAGGUAGUUGAUUUAGUUGGUGUUUGAUGCCUUGCCUGCUGAAAAAAAUGCAUGUAAACCUUUAAAUAUUAUGUUACUUUCAAUUGAAUUAGAGUAGCUUCAAAGUUGUCUCUGGUUGACCCCUCAAAUGUUGGUCCCACCUAUAAAUAAAUAAUCAAAGGCCAACUUUGAUCACUGGUUUGUCAUCUUUCUUGGCUUCGAGUACAACGGGUUAGGCCAAGGAGCUGCCUAUGGAUGUAAUUAUUGUUUGAAAAGGAAAAUGUACAAACAGAAAAGGACAAGAAAAGUUGACAUUAUGUGGUCACCAUCUUCUUGAUGCAAUCUUUAUGAUUAGAAGAAUGUAGUUGGGAGCUAGGACUAAAUUCCAUGGUUGACUUUGUUUAUUUGCCUGAGCCCCGAUGGAUCACGUCGACUUAAGCUUCUACCCUGUAAUUUCAGGAUUAGAAGUGAAGUAUUCCACCAUAGGUGAAGAUGUAGUUCAUUGAUUCUAACACUAUAGCAGUCAUAAUGAUUAAAAUUUGUGACUUCGAAUCCUAAACUGUAAUGAUAAAUGUUAAAAUUAUAGUUUAUUUAUUUAUUA